UUGUUCUACUCUCCCUCUGUGCAGUGUGGCAAAAGAUUGCGCUGUUUGCGAAUUGGCAUUUUACAACACUGUGCUGCAUCAAAUCUUUAAGAAAAACAUAUAUCCAUGCACAACACAAAUACUUAUAAUGGGAUUGGAUCAAUAAAGGAAAGCGGAAGCAAAUUGAGAGGCGUGUGUUUAAACAAUAAAUACACAACAAUAAUAAAGUUAAGAAAAACUGAACCCAAAUACACACACACAGCAUGAAGUCGACAGCAACAACAAAAUCACGGCUCGCAAGUCUCACCGAGGACAUCUCCAUAAUACCCGAGGACGCGCCAUAUCGGGCACGUCUCCACUUCCUGUUUGCACAAAUCGAGAAGGAAUUCGAGCAGCUAUAUCUGGAGAAUCUUAAUCUUCAAGACAAACUGGACAAUGCCACCGCCAGCACAAAGGAUGUACUGACUCCUUACACGGAGCAGCGUACUACAGCCGCUGCUUCUGCAGUUGCUCUUGUGGCCACGGGCAGCGGCGGCGCCUCGCUGGUUGCAACACCUGCCACACCAUCAUCAGCGCCUCUUGGCGAUGAGAUUGGCGCCAGUUUGCUGGCCGCCGCCUCCAGCACCCACAAGAGUCUCAAGGCCAAGCUGAGCAGCGCUACAGGCGGGAGCAAGGUGAAGGCAAGUAAUAAAAUCAAAGCCCAAACCAGUCGCAUUGUCUCCAGCUUCAAAGCCCAAACAGUCGUGAGUUCGGUGGUGCGUGAAUUCGGCGGCCACAAGGAUGGCAUUUGGCAGGUUGCCGCCAAGCAGGGGCAGCCCAUUAUUGGAACCGCAUCCGCGGAUCACACUGCAUGCAUAUGGGGCAUCGAGAGUGGGCGCUGUCUGCUGCAGUAUCAAGGUCAUGCGGGCUCUGUGAACUCCAUUAAGUUCCAUCAGCAUCGGGAUCUAGUGUUGACUGGCAGUGGCGAUGGCACUGCGCACAUUUGGCAGGCUGCCGUCAACUGGGAGGUGCCCAAAAAGGGUCACUCUUCCGAGGAAGAGCUUGACGAUAGCGACGGGCAGCUAGAGGAUCGUGAUCGUGUGGACACGCUACGCACACCGCUGUGCGAAUUUACGGGGCUGGGCGGGCAUCUCUCUGUCGUUGUUGCCGCCGAUUGGCUUUCCAGCAUGGAUCAAAUUAUUACGGGCAGCUGGGAUCGCACUGCCAUACUCUGGGAUGUGGAGACGGCCCAGCCCCUGCAGCCACUUACGGGCCAUGAUCAUGAGCUCACACAUGUCUCGGCGCAUCCCACACAACGUCUGGUUGUUACCGCUUCGCGUGACACCACCUUCCGCCUCUGGGACUUCCGUGAAGCCAUACCCGCUGUUUCUGUGUUUCAGGGACACACUGAGACCGUGACGUCGAGUGUUUUUGCGCGAGACGACAAAGUGGUUUCGGGCUCGGAUGAUCGCACCAUUAAAGUAUGGGAACUGCGUAAUAUGCGAUCAGCCCUGGCCACCAUACGCACGGAUUCCUCUGUGAAUCGUUUAGCUGUAUCCACGGGCGGUAUUAUUGCCAUACCACAUGACAAUCGACAGAUACGUUUGUUUGAUUUGAAUGGACAGCGUGUGGCACGUUUGCCGCGCACCAGUCGCCAGGGACAUAGGCGUAUGGUCUCCUCGGUAGCCUGGGCAGAGGAGCCACUGAUGAAUUGUGAUUUGUUCUCUUGCGGCUUCGAUCGACGUGUAUUUGGCUGGUCCAUAGUCUUACCAAAGGAUAAUUGAAAAUUACUAAAACGUUGAGCUGCAGUGCAGCCAAGGAAAUCAUCAUCAUCGGGAUGAUCUUCUAGAAAUAUAGAAAAGCGAAUAUCUCUUGAGCACAUCAGCGACGUUUUGUUGUUAUUGGUUUAACCACGCGACGCUUGUAUUAACUUAAACCAUCGGUAUAUCAAGUAUUUUACAAAAAAGAAAACAAUAAGAACAAAUAUUUAUUACGACUCGUUCUCUUUAUAAAU
Molecule: messenger RNA, 1972 nt
Organism: Drosophila nasuta
Lineage: Eukaryota; Metazoa; Arthropoda; Insecta; Diptera; Drosophilidae
Gene: Wdr37
Product: WD repeat domain 37
Exons: 4
Coding region: 243-1742 (499 amino acids)
Molecular function (GO): protein binding
Source: RefSeq, a predicted model, not a curated record